Messenger RNA from Rotaria sp. Silwood1, 4536 nucleotides. The record is from the annotation of a GenBank genome assembly. NCBI's taxonomy places the organism in Eukaryota, Metazoa, Rotifera, Eurotatoria, Philodinida, Philodinidae.
AUGACGAGUUCAUCAUCACCUCGUUUUACCGGUUUUAUUCGUGAUGUUCGAACGUCAAAACAAAAUUUACAACAUACCUUAUCACAGCCUUCGACUGCUCAUAAUACUUCAAAUAUUAAUGAACAACAACCUUAUACGGUACCAACGAAUACUCGUUCAAGAACAGAUUCUUCAACAACACAAUCUAUUGAUCCCUUUCUUUAUCAAGCACUACAAGACACGAAUGAAGCAUUAAGAAGUGAAGUGCAACGUCUGACACGCUCUGAUGAAGAUAAUGUUGAAAAACUUAAAUUACAGCUUCAAAAAUAUGCUGAUCUUAAUGAAGUAUAUAAACAACUUCAAGAUAAAUAUACAAAUCUAAUUGAUGUUGAAGAACAUUUUAAUGAAUUACAAACAAUAUAUAAAAAUCAAAAAUCAUCAAAUGAAUAUUGUUUACGUGAAAAUGAACAAUUAAAAAAUCAAAAUGAACAUUUAUUAAAUGAAUUAGCACGUUUAACACAAGUUGAAACACGUGAUCGUACACGUUCAAUUGAACAAGCUGAUUUACGUCGUCAAUAUGAUGAAUUAUUAGUACAAUAUAAUGAAUUAAAAAUAAAUUAUAAUGAAUUAAAAGAAAAAUAUCAAGGAAAUCAAAUUAGUUAUGAAAAUGAUAUAAAACAUCUUAAUGAUGAAAAUUUAAAAAUUCGUUUAGAAAAUGAACAAUUACAUGCUGCUAAUGAUUUAUUACGUGAUGAAAGACAUCAAAUGAAUGAAUUACAUGAAACAAUAUUAAAAAAACGUUUAGAUGAAAUAAAAUAUCUUCAAAUUGAAAAUCGUGAUUUACAAGCAAUAAGACAAAUAUAUAAUGAAGAACGAGAAACAUUUCAAGCAACAGAUUUAAGAAAAACACAAUUAGAAAAUGAUCUUUUAACAAUGCAUGCUGUUGAAGAUCGUUGUCAAGAUUUACAAACAACUGUUGAACGAUUGGAAUCGGAAGUUCAACUUAGUUUAACACAAGAUUGUGAUCGAUAUCGAACAAAUUUACUAACAAAAUGUGAAGAAUAUGAAAGAAAACGACGUGAAAAUGAAGAAUUAAUAAAUAAAAUUCAUGAAUUAGAAUCAACAAUUAAAUCUCUUCAUGAUACAAAUGAUUUUCAUAAACAAUUAAAUGUUGAAAAUGAAGUUAAUAAAUUAGAAUUAAAAAGAAAACAAGAUGAUUUUGAACAAUUUCAAAAAAUGCAUGAUGCAACAAAACAAGAAAAUCAAGAAACAAUACAUUUACUUGAAGAAAAAAUUCAUGAUCUUGAACGUAAAACGGAAUUACAAUCAUUAAAACAUGAAGAAAUUCUUUUAGAAUUUGAAUCAUUAAAAGCAAGACGUGAUCGAAUAUUACCAUCAUCAACUGGUACAAUACUUUCACAUAAUCAUCCAAAUACAUUUCUAUUAACACAUCAUUGGCCAACACCAACAAUGGUUGAUUCUCAAACAUCACCAACUGAUGAUAGUCAUCCUCCUCAACCAUCACCAGCCGUUCAACAACGACCAUUAUUAAAAUCAACUGGUAGUCAAUCUGUAUCAAUUAAUGAAAAUCAAGAAAUUAAACCAAAAUCUUAUAUAAAUAAUCAAACAGCUCAAAUAGUUAUAGCAAAAUAUUCUUAUGAACCAUUACAAUGUUCUCCAAAUGAUCAUCCUGAAGUUGAAUUACCAUUAAAUGUUGGAGAAUAUUAUCUUAUUUAUGGUGAUGUUGAUGAAGAUGGAUUUUUUGAUGGAAGAAAUUUAGAAGGUCGUUAUGGUUUAAUACCAUCAAAUUUUAUUGAAAAAGUAACAAAUCUAAAUGAUUUACCUGAAACAGUUCGACAUAUAAUUCAACGAUUAACUGGAAAAGUAUUUUCUGAAGAAACAAUGACACCUCGUCGUGAACUAACUACAAGUAUUGAUUCUGAUGUAUUUACUCCAAACACAUUGACCAAUACUCCAACAAUGUAUCGAAAACAAGUAGCAUCAACACAAAACGGAACUUCAUCGGACAUGUCAACAACUAAUGGUCUUACAUUUGGUAAACAUGUUCCUUGUCCUACAAAUCUUCGUGUUGAAAAAUAUCUAACAAAUAGUAUAUUAAUUGCAUGGAAUCCUCCAUUAAUAACAAUACAAAUUCUUGGUUAUCAAAUAUUACUUGAUCAUUCAUUAUAUACAACAAUACGUGCUAAUGAACGUACACGUGCAUUAAUUGAAAAUAUAAAUUUAAAUGAAAAAAUUCAUCGUAUAAGUAUACGUACAAUAAGUCAACAUGGUUUAUCGCGUGAUCAAGAAUGUACAUUAUUGUUAACAAUGUCAGCUGCAAAUGGAAAUUUAAAUGAUUUAUCAUAUGCCCCAAGUGAUUUACGUGUUGAUAGAAUAAAUCAAACAUCGGCUGUUGUUUCAUGGUGGCCAACAUCAAAUGAUAUUGUACAUAAAUUAUAUGUUAAUGAUAUUGAAGUUCAAACACUUAAAGCUGGUGUUUAUCGUUUUAAAUUAUCGGGUUUAUUACCAAAUACAGUACAUAAAGUAACCAUUAAAGCUAAACCAAAUAAUAUAAUAAAUACACAACAACCAUUAGCAUCUUCCAUUGAAUUUCGUACAACAUCAUUUGAUGAAUCAAUUGAACCACCUAAACGUGUACAAGCUAUAGCUGGUCCACAAUCGAAUACUUUACUUGUAUCAUGGGAACAACCAUUAUUAACAACAACAACAGCUCGAGGUUAUCGAGUUCUUGUCGAUGGACGACAAAUACAAGAUAUAAUUAAUCCAUUAAAUGAUCAUACUGUAAUCAAUAUGAAUUCAUUACAUCAAGGUAGAUUUUUAACAGUUCGUACAUUAACUGAAAAUGAUGGUGAAUCACAUGAUUCAAUUCCAAUAGAUCUUGAUGAAAUAUUAAAAAAAUUGGAUACGGAUGUUCCACCGACAACAACAUUUCUUCCUUCAGAAGAAACAUUUGAUAAAGAAUCUAUGCCAUUGACUGCAUCUUCUUCAUUAACAUUAAGAACAACAUCGGAUGAUGAACUAAACAAUCCUGAACAACAAGUAUUUCCAACUCCAUCAGCUGUUAUCGAAACUCAACAAAAGUCAUCUUCUCGUCCACAAGAAAUAUCUUCUCCAUCUACAGCUUCAAUUUCAUCCAUAAAACAAUCAUCUACAAAUAUUUCACAAAUACCAUCAAAUAUUCUACCAUCAACACCACCACAAAUAAAAUCUACAACAACAAAUCCUGAUAAAAUUCGUCCAAUAUCAAAAACUUCUGCACGACCAAUUGGAAUACCACCAAUACAAGCUCCAUUAAAAUCUUCAUCAACAACAUCAUCAGUUAGUACUGAUGUACCACAAAUUGAAAUUAAUGCUCCAAGUCCAAAUAGUCCUAUAACAACAGCAACAGCAACAACAACAACAACAACAACAACAACAGCGAAAUCAAAAACUGAUAAUCGUGAUCAUUAUGACCAACCACAACAGCGUUUUGGUUAUGAUAGUUAUAUAAAACAAUCUGAUGAAUCUACAUCACAUAUUAAAUCUAGUAAUACUCAAAGAAAAACAUCAAAAACAUCAACAACUAUGUCACCGAUAAAACAACGUGAUCAUUCCGAUUCAAGACGAACAACAACAACAACAACAACAGCUACGCCAAUGAAUGGUAAUCCAAAUAUAAAUAAAACAAAAAUUUCAUCACCACGUCAUGCAUCAACAUCAUCAGAAGAACAACAUGUUACAGCACCAACACCAAUGAAAACUGUUAAAUUAAAAGAACAAAUCCCAACACAAUCAGUUUCAUCAAUCAAUAGUCAUUUAUAUAAUAAAACAAAUAAUCCACCACGUUUAUUUAUUGCUUUAUUUGAUUAUGAUCCAAAUGCUAUGUCGCCUAAUAAAGAUAAUGAAGAAGAAUUGCCAUUCAAAGAAGGACAAUUAAUUCGAAUUUAUGGUGAUCAAGAUGCUGAUGGUUUUUAUGUAGGUCAAACAGAAAAUGGUCGUACAGGUUAUGUUCCCAGUAACAUGGUAUCAGAAAUUCAACUUGACGAUGCUGAAAUUGAGGCACAUUUACUCGCAGGUACAAUAAAUCUAGAAAAUCCCAAUCGUGUGACACGUAAGUCUCGAUAUGCUAUUCUUCUUACCUAUAAAUUAUUUUUAACAGCAGCAACACCAACACCAACAACACCAACAACAACAACAACAACAAAACGAAUAUCACCUGGAACAAAUUCAUCAAAUAUAAAAUCAUCAACACAAUCAGUCAAAAAAAUGAUUGCUAUGUUUGAUUAUAAUCCAAAUGAAAAUUCUCCAAAUCUUAAUCCUGAUGAAGAAUUAUCAUUUCGUUCGGGUGAUAUUAUUUAUGUACAUGGAACUGUACAUGAUGAUGGAUUUUAUUUUGGUGAAUUAGAAAAUGGAUCAAAAGGUCUUGUACCAUCAAAUUUUCUUAAAGAAGUAUCAUCAAUCACUACAGAUGAAAAUACUAUUCAACAAGAUAAUGAACAAAUAAUUACAAAUGAAAAUAAAAAAACAUCUUACCGUCGCAGUCCUCAUCAAGUGUAA